AUGGCCCAAGGGAAUGCCGACCUUCCCCAGCAGGAUGCCAGCCCGAUUCUCACGGAGCGGCCGCCGAGGCCGCCGCCCUUUCUCAAGGAAACGCUCAAUGCUCGAUCUGAAUAUUAUACAAGCCAGGAUGAUGGUACUGCGGAGCAUAGGAUCAAUCAAUAUGUGAUCAAGCAGGAGAUUGGCAGAGGAUCGUUCGGAGCAGUGCAUUUGGCUACUGACCAGUUUGGAAACGAAUAUGUAUUUUGCCUUGCUCCAUGCCAUCUUGCUCGUUUACGGAAACGUGCACAGUCGCAUCUUCUGCGCCGGCCUCGAGGCCCCAAGCGUCCUUCUGAUGGGUUUAACUCCCCGCUGCAUCGCCGCCCCCCAGGCGAGGACGAGAACACAGAGAACGCCCUCUACCUAAUCAAGGAAGAGAUCGCCAUCAUGAAAAAGCUGAACCAUAACAACCUCGUGUCCUUGAUAGAGGUAUUGGAUGAUCCCAAGGAGGACUCGUUAUACAUGGUCAUGGAGAUGUGUAAGAAGGGCGUGAUCAUGAAGGUUGGGCUCGAGGAAAGAGCUGACCCCUAUGACGACGACCAGUGUCGCUGUUGGUUUCGAGAUUUGAUACUGGGCAUUGAGUAUCUGCAUGCGCAGGGAAUCGUACAUCGAGACAUCAAGCCAGAUAACUGUCUUCUGACGAGCGAUGAUGUCUUGAAAGUCGUCGACUUCGGAGUAUCUGAAAUGUUCGAGAAAGAUUCGAAUAUGUUCACUGCAAAAUCGGCCGGCUCUCCUGCCUUUCUCCCGCCGGAACUAUGCGUAGUGAGACACGGAGAUGUCUCGGGCAAGGCCGCAGACAUAUGGUCUAUGGGUGUCACAUUAUACUGCCUUCGAUACGGCAAACUACCCUUCGAGAUGCAAAGUAUCUUCGAGCUUUAUGAAGCUAUCAAGAAUGACCCUGUGAUUUGCGAAGGGGAGAGCGACGAAAACUUCAGGGAUUUGAUGUCACGAAUUCUGGAGAAGGACCCGUCAAAACGGAUACAAAUGGAGGAGUUACGAGAACACCCGUGGGUGACGAAGAAUGGACUUGAUCCCCUAUUACCAGAAAGCGAAAACACCGCUGAAAUCGUCGGCCUCCCCACGGAAGAAGAGAUGAACUCCGCCAUUACGAGGACUAUUGGUCACGUCCUCGCCGUGAUCAAAGCUGUCAAGCAUUUCAAAAGGCUCAUCGACCCGGCAAAGGCGGAUCCCCCUAUGCAGAGUAUCCUCGGUCAAGAAUAUGAGACUCACUUUGUCGAGCCUCCUAUGGAAAUGGAGCCAGAUGAAAGCUUAUCGGCCGGCAAUAUGCCCAUUCUCAAUAACAAGAGUCAGAGCCUGAACACAUAUAAUAGAAGGCCCUGGGAAAGGGAUAACGUCGUGCAGGGAUAUCACCAACGGCGCGAGGAUAUCGUCUCUAACCACUUAACAGAUAACAGCAGCGAGUCUGUCGGUUUCCACGGGAAAUCCGAUCCUUCUCCAGGCAGCAACAGCAAGAACACGCCGAGGCUCGAACCCGAGAGGAAGGAUUCUGGGUCGAUCCGCAGCACUAAUGUUAUCGGGGGGUCUCUUGACGACCUGCAAGCAACCUCCACACCUCAGUCCCCAUCUCCUUUCGUCGCACUGUCUCGAGCAAGCUCAGUCACUACAAAACGCAGUGUCGAGGGGACUCGUGGACAUGCACGCGACCCUCUAGAGGAGGAAUUCCCAUUUCUGUACAUUGGGCCUUCAACGUAUACGGGCUCCUCUGAGGAAACCAAAGGGGAUCUGGAUGCCGACCCGAUCUUCGAAGAACCGGAUACUAUGAUCUCCGCCGAACCGGCCGAGAUGGACGUGGAACUGUCCUAUCCAAUUGUGAGCGAGUCACCAGGCGCUGCUGAAUUUGACAUCUACGAGACUGCCUACCGACAAGAAAUCGAACGCAUCCGGACACGCACUCUUCCACGACAAGGUACUAUACCUAAGAUGUAUCUCACUCGUCGCGUGGAAGGAAGAGACGAUGUGAAGAAACUAGUAGGACAGGAUACCCCUGAUCUGGAUUUGGGGGCGGGGAGAAAGAAUACCGGCUUAAGCCUGAGCUCUGCCGUCAGCGCAAUUCGGCUUCAACUGGAGCAGCAGCAGAAGCUAAAGGCUGCAGAGAAUCAAAAACCAGCCCACCCCUCUUUAUCAUCCGCAUCUGUUGCGGAACCUACUGCAUCAUUGUCUGCGGCGACCGGCACCACAGCUCCCGAUACGUCGAACUCAGCGGCUUCAUCAAUCAGGUUAAGAAGUUUGCUUGAUCGUGUCAGAAGUAGUCAGGAUCCAUGAAUAAAAGAGAUCUAAAGGGUUGCCGGACCAGAUUUCUGGGGUAGGUCAACAGAAGGAAAAUGAAAAUCCGCCAAUACAUCUCAUAUGUCACAUAGUCUUGGCAACCUUGUUUCAUAAUGUAACCAUACAUCUCAAGGCGGGGACUUUGUGUGACAGCCAAGCGUCGUAACUGGGGUGCCGCGAAUAGAAUCGUCUCGUUUGUACAGCCAAUCCUACAACAACAUAUGCUACAAUACGGCAUGGUCAUAUCUGGUGUCUACAGAGGGUGCCUUUUCUGGCCCUCCUCGUUCUUCCUUUUGCUGUCUUUGAUCUUCUUUCGCCCUCUUUGCCUUG
Messenger RNA from Aspergillus ibericus CBS 121593, 2652 nucleotides. Its product is annotated as putative calcium/calmodulin dependent protein kinase. Gene Ontology annotation, molecular function: ATP binding; protein serine/threonine kinase activity. NCBI's taxonomy places the organism in Eukaryota, Fungi, Ascomycota, Eurotiomycetes, Eurotiales, Aspergillaceae. The transcript is spliced from 6 exons. Gene Ontology annotation, biological process: protein phosphorylation; intracellular signal transduction. Bases 1 to 2319 code for a protein of 772 amino acids. The record is from RefSeq and is a predicted model, not a curated record. Gene Ontology annotation, cellular component: cytoplasm.